Haliotis rufescens (red abalone) is the source of this 7076-nucleotide messenger RNA. RefSeq names its product partitioning defective 6 homolog beta-like. The coding region runs from base 143 to 1096 and encodes 317 amino acids. Gene Ontology annotation, molecular function: protein binding. Lineage: Eukaryota; Metazoa; Mollusca; Gastropoda; Lepetellida; Haliotidae. The record is from RefSeq and is a predicted model, not a curated record. Gene Ontology annotation, biological process: centrosome cycle. The transcript has 3 exons.
CCCUUCCCUGACGUCAAGCUUGUUAGUCACUGCAUUACUGGAUCGUAACUGGGUCAUUUGUGGAGAAUUUCGGAUUAGAAUUUCAUUAAACUGUGGUGAUUUGCCGAAACGUAUGCCCUGAUGUAGGGCUUGCAUCUGAAUUAUGGCGAAAAGUACCAAGUCAGGUGCCAGAAUCGAAAAUGGAAAAGUAGAAGUGAAAAGCAAGUUCGAUGCUGAGUUUCGGAGAUUCUGCGUGAGUCGUGACCCAGCUGAUGGAUUUGAGAAGUUUCAGUCCCGGGUGGAGAAACUCCAUCAGCUGGAAGACAUUCCAUUUGUGAUUAAUUACACAGACCCCGUCCAUGGAGACCUCCUCCCCAUCAACAAUGACAUCAACUUCUCCAAGGCAGUCACAACAGCAAAGCCACUACUCAGGCUUCUGCUACAACGCAAAGGUGAAAGCUAUGGUGAAGCGAAUGGCUAUGGAACUCUCCCAGUGAAGAGGAGGAAUCCUAUCACAAAGUUAAUGAAAGAUGAGACCCAGCCCAAACCUAGGAUUCAUAUUGGAAUGCCCGAGGACUUCCGGAGAGUGUCAGCCAUUAUUGAUGUCGAUAUUGUGCCUGAAACGCUGCGUAGGGUAAAACUGAUGAAAAAUGGUUCUGAUAAACCACUUGGUUUCUACAUUCGUGAUGGUACAACUGUGCGGGUUACAUCACAAGGACUUGAAAAAGUACCUGGAAUAUUUAUAUCGAGGCUUGUCCCUGGCGGGCUUGCUGAGAGCACGGGACUACUGGCAGUUAAUGACGAAGUUCUAGAAGUGAACGGAAUUGAAGUUUCAGGGAAAACUCUAGACCAGGUGACAGACAUGAUGGUGGCAAAUAGUGCAAAUUUGAUCAUUACUGUGAAACCUGUUAAUCAGAGAAUGACACUAGGGAAUCAGCGUGGGGCGCCAGGGCGACACUCCCAGAUGUCCUCCACGUCACAACACUCGUACCGGUCAUCUAAAUCGUUUGACAGUGACACAGUUAUUGAACACGAUGACGAAGAUGAAGUUCAUGAUCAUCUUAGUAAACCUGAAAAAGAGAAAUCGGACAAAGACAGCGCUGUUGUGACUUUGUAACAAAGCAGGUGCUGUGUGUUUGGUUUGGUGUGCUGGUUUAUGACUGGUUUCUAGUGCAACAGUGAUGUGCUUGUGCAGUCCAGACCCUAUUCCACAAAAUUAUCUCAGCACUGGACAGUCAUAGCACUAAGAUCGCUUUGUGGAACAGGGCCCUGAAUGGAAUAUUGACUAUGUUGUUGCUGCAUAUAUCCAGUGCUGGAAAGACACUCGCUACAUUACCUCUCUAAUACUAUUGCAUGGCAUAUCCACUCAGCUUCACAUGGGCAUGUGCACUGUGAUGUGAACAGAGAAUUCCAGCAACUUUUCAACCUUCACCUAAGGAAAAUUGAAUUAUUAUGCUUUUGAUGAUGUACAGGCAUCGGGUAGCCUGGUGGUACAUGUGUUGACUUGUCCUGCUGAAAGUCCCAGGUUCAGCUGCCCACACAGUGUGUCUGGUAUUCCUUGUUGUGAUUGGGCUGGAAUAUUGCCCAUAAGAACAUACUCACUAUCUUGCUUGUUGCAAAGCAUUGAACAUAUUGCAUUGCUUGAGUUAAACUUAACACAAUCCUCACUCUGGAAUGUUUAUGCAUUGAUAAAUAGGCAGGAAAAAUGUGUAAUAGGUGUAAUGAAGCACUAUGUGCUUAGUCAGCAAAAUUCUUUCGGGAAGUGGUUUGGGUUAAAUUUGACAUUUGCAUUGGUGAGAAACUCUGUCCCAGAAGUAUAUUUGAAAGUUAUGUGCAUAUAUUUUAUUUGUGCUUCCUGCAAUUUUUGCCCACUUGCUGGUGACAAGUAUAACAUGGUACAGAACAAUAUGUGGUAAUGUUCUUUUCUUUCACAGGCUGAUUAGCAACAGGCUUGCUCUGUAUUUAUUCCUGUAUCUCUUCCAUAGUAAUUGAUGGUGUUUUCUUUAAUCUAAUAUGCAGUUAUAUAAUUAAAAUUUGCUUGAUUCAAUUAUAAACAUCUUCAUAAGCAUAAUUGUGCUACAAACAUUCAAGUCUGCUCAAAUAUCUUUGGCACAUUUUACUAAUUUUAAACAUAUGGACUGAUAUCAGCAAUUGUUUUCAAGAUGAAAGAGAUUUUGAGACUUUAUUUCUCAGAGAUUUUAGCUAAAAAUCAAUCAGCAUGUGAAAAGUGUUAAGUCCUUAAUAGCUUUAAGAUAGAGAGUGUUACCUCACUGCCAGAAUCUACUAAGUCAUAUGUUAGAUUGUCAAAACUGUAAGUAAUAUAUCUGUUGCACAGGUUGUGUGUGUUUGUUUAAAAGUGGUAAGAAGUAUUUUAAACAGUUUAUGUAAGAUGUUAUGAUGGAUUCUUAUUUUCAUAGUUCAAAGCUGCACUUUGUUAUUGCACUUGGGGACUUGCACUGUCACUUUCAUGUCACGUUUAAUGUCAACAACACAGCAUGCAGAAAAGUAUAUUCAGCUGUGGGUAUGGAUUACUUUUGUGAGGUAUAUAAUUGCAUACAAAUGCUCAGCUGCCACAUUUGAUGAAGUAAUUAAUGUUUCCUCUGCUCAAAGUAAAUACUUCCAUUUUGGGAUAGCUUUACCAUCAUAUCAUCUUGUCUGAGACGUCAUGUUGAAAUGUAUGAAGAUUGUGAACAUUUGGCCUUAGCAUGUGAACAAAUUUACCCAUCAUCUAGUUACAAGUAUGUACAAGUGGCUACACAAUUGGGCAGAAUUGGGCAGUCAGAAGUAUUUCUGCCAACUCCUUCGCAGUAUUAGUGAUACAGCAAGACUUGGACACUUGUUCGAUUGGGGAAGACAGUUUACAUCUCUUGGAACUCGCCAAAAUAAUUACAAUUUCAACUUCUAGGCAAACUAUUAGAAUCAGGAAAUAUUUGCUUGCCAACACUUGCCUGUUGAUAUAGAAAUAUCUGUAUUAUAAGCAGUUGCUUUUUAGCUGGCAGAAGACGACCUCUCUCACUGGUUGAUCACCCAGCUAUUGCCAUAAGAGAGGUGUUGAAGUGUAGCUGUAUGAGUAGGGGUGUCACGAUAUGCCUCCCUCACGUACUGAUAUAUUUCACAAUACUUGUUUUGUGCCAUAUCUGAAUGAACUUCAUGCUCCAUUUGGCCAAGUUUGUGUGAAGUCGUUGCUGUGAACCAGUUUGUGUAUGAAUUGGUUAAUUUAAGCAUCUUCUAACUGUAAGAAUAAACAGAUGAUCUAACACUAAUCAGAGUUAUUUUCAUAAGGUGUUUACUUUGUAAAUAUUACUUUUUGAAAAUCUCUACGGACUUAAAAUAUGAAUUGAUACAGAAGUAAUAUUUGCGUUGAAACGUGAGUAGGCAUACAAUGAACAGUAUUCUGUGUAAAUUCAAAAUGCAUCGGUAUAUUGGUGAAUCGUGACGCCCCUUGUGAUGGGAGAUUCCUGUAAAGUAAUAAUCAAUAAUCAUCCUGUGCUACGAACAAUGAACCUAGAUCUGUUUGCUGGUUUCUUUUCCAGGCAUUUGAGGAGAGGUUGCAAUAAUACAGCGCCCCUUCAUGUUGGAUUUAUCUUGCUGCUAACACUAUGUUUUUACAUGCAUGUGUUUGGAUUCGUGGAUACUUUAUGUAUAUAACCUUGAACAAGUGAUAAUGAACAACACUGAACAAUAUGGUGCUUCAGAGGGAAAACAACACUUUUUGCCUUGUAUUUUAUUUGGACAAGAUAGACUUGUUGAAAUGGCAGGAUCUUUUUUAUCACUGAAGUCUUUAAUUGUACAGAUUCUUCCUAUUUGAGCAUGUUGAGCAUUUUAUGCAUGGCUGUUUUGUUGUAUCAAAUGCCAGGAUUUGUGUAUAAGAACUGUUAUCAAUCUGAUGGUUUUGAAUGUAAAUAUUUUGUAGUUGCCACCAUCUUCUCCUGCCAUGGCAUAGUCUAAGGGAGGUAACUUGGUGAUACUGGCUUAUCUCCCUUAGACACAGUGAUGCUGUUCUUGUGCCUUUUAACAAAGCUAAGUAUGGACAAUUGAAUUAUUUUCUGAAUGGUUUAUUUUGACAAUAUGAGUGACAUUGAUUAUUAAGUUAGAAUUGGAAAUAAAGACAUUUAGAAUUAUAGUUCUUAGAAGAUAUUCUUAGCACCUUGAACAUGAUUAAUCAAACCAGACAUCGUAACUGGUAUCAUUUUACACUUGCUAGAAAUUUAAAGUUCGUGAUUUUCUUAUUUCCAAUAUGGAUCUCAUUUGACAGGGAAUGGUUCUCAGCUAGUAACCUUGGUAACAUGUUAUCAUCUAGCUGAAAUGAAUGACAAUUUAAUUUCUGGUGUUACAUUAUUACAAAAGUCAGUCUGGUUAACCAAAUAGCAAUAUUUGUUUCUGUGCUAUUUUGACUAAUUUCAUUUGCUAACCUACUAACUUGGCUGCACGUCCCCUCUACACUGCACUCUGGUUAAGUUAAUAACUCACUUUCACAUUCCAGGCCUUUGACAAGCUUAAGACAUCAAAUGUCUGUUUUUAUUCUGCUUGUUUGUGACCACAUCCUGCUCUAAAAACUGAUAUUUUACCUUAAUUCUGAUUUUUGAAAAAACUUUUUAACACUAUCUGUUAAUGCUUUGUUUAAAAUGAAUUUUUGGUCAUUGAAGUAGGGGUUUAACAUAUGAGAGUACAUUUUGUGUUCAACACCAUUUAAGUUUUUAGUGAUUAAUACAUUUUCAAUCAUGUAGCUGGUAGCAGGGUUAUAAAUAAGAGCACCAACUGUUAGUGAAUAACUGAAUGACAUUUAUGCAAAAGUGAUCCUGCCCUCUUUGUACCCAGCUCUAAUGAGAACUGUGAAUGUGUCUUUCAUUGUGGUAUGACAUACAGUAGAAUCAGGAUAGUUUCCUUCUUUACAGCUCCUGAGUAAUGAUACAUCUCUUGUAAAAAUAAAGUUGUAAUGGUUCUCAAGGUUAUUUUUCUGAGUAAAUUGGUAGGUUCCACUGUGUAUGCCAGAAGUGAUUAUUUUCAACUGGUUGUUUGUGAAUAUUGCAAUUCUUUGAGUUACGGAUGUUGGUUGUGACAGAUAUGUGACCAUAUAGUUAUCACUUGCCUUAACACUCUAUACCUAUUUUGCCAUUGACAUCGUAUGGUGGUUGUGAGUUCACAUGUUGAUGCUCAACAUGCAGAGACGGAAUCUAGAACUUCCAAGCUAGGGAACUGCAUCUUUAUGAUGGAACAAUAUUGUGAUACAGUGCAGUGGUGCCACACUGAUUAAUAUACUUAUUUGGAUGGUUUUGUAUACAGUCAGUGCCCAUGCUCACAACUGAAACACAUCGUGCAAGCAUUAAAUAUUCAACUUUGGUGUAUUGUGGUAUUUGGGGCUCGCAUCUCACUGUCCAGUAGUCAUGUACCAAGUUGUUUUAUCUUCAAGGGACCAUGGAGUUAGUUUUAUUUUGUAUGUAGAUAAUUUAGUCUUUGUUACCAAGUUUGCCUACAUGCUGACACUACGUUCAUUUUAUUCAGGUAUUGUUAUAGAUUGGUUGUCGCCUAAGUCACUUGGUGUCUUCAUGUUGAAGGGUACAUUUAUAUAUAGAUUGGCCAUGAAUACUUCAUUGCCGCUGUCGUUGUGGUGCCGAUGCAGUACAGAGUAAUAAUCAGUGGUUUACGGUCCACUCAGAACCAAGGUAAGGGACCAUAUUCUGGAUGGAGAUAUUGGUUUGAGACAUACAGUUUUCUCUCUGAAUGCUUUAUGGUUUGUUUUGUUUUUUCUCAGACAUGAGCCAGAAACGUUUAAAAUCUUUUUGUAUAACUUCAGAAAAAAUUAUCUUUUUCCAUUUUUUUAAAAGGUAACAGAUUGUUCUUUUCAAAGAAAAAUCAUCAAGCCCCAGAAUAUCAAAUGGUCAGCCCUAAGACCUCAAUUAUUAAUUACAUUAUAUAACAGUUAUUUUCAGAUUGUUAAAUGCCUACUGCCAGGAUCGAUGUUGCUCUGUCCUCCCCAGUGGUUAAAUGAAAAGAAUUGUUUGGUUCUUGGUGGAACAGUUGGGUAGAUCAGUCACUGUUAACAAAAUGUAGAAGUUAAAUGGAUGUCAAAUCUUAAAGACAGGUUAUCCACGGAUGUUUCUAUCUCAAGUGCCUAAUAAUAAUAUGUUAUGGAGGCAAGGAACCAAGCAGUUUAUUUGUGUCAGACCUCAGCAUAUUUAUCAAUGGCGCUUUGGAAUAUCUUCAAAUUAACAUAUUGUCGCCUGUUGCUACCAGUGUUGAUGCAUGGUAUACAACUAGUGUCUGUUGACCUUGACCUUAGUUUACACAACUUUGACCUUUAUUGAUGCAAGUCCGGUUCUGUAUAUAUUUGUCAAAAUCAAAACCCACUUCGUCAUUGGGACAAGCGCUACAAUAUUUGCCAUUCCUUGUUUCCUGUAUCUUCCUGUCUGUUGUAUCUUUGUUACCUUUGCUAUCCUAGAGCCAGCGACUACUUCAACAUUUCAACCUUAAUCUCUUUCUCUGCCCAGCUUGAAAGCACACAACUUCAUUUUCUUUCAGACCUAUUUUUAAAAAAAAAUCAUUAUGAACUUCGCUGUUUGAUGUGUAUAUUAUCUUACUGAUUUAAGCUUGAAUCAAAACAUUAGCUGUCCUUAUUGUAUUUGAUAGUGGUAUUUUUAUAACCAUACAAUAUUCAAUUUAUUGUCAUAUGAUAACUGCAUAUAUUCCCCCUUGUUAAUUACAGCCAGUGUAUCACACUUUCCAUGUAUCAUUGAAUAAGGACAUUGUAUCACAGGAUAUGCUUGUCCAAUGCUCAGUUGAUUUGAGCUCAAAGGUUGUGAAGUAUGUCUGUAUAUAUGGUAACUUAAAAAGACAAGUACAUUUUAGUCUGUUAACCUUUUUUUUAAUUAUGAUGGUUUGAAACCAUUCUGCUUAUUUUUAAGAUGAAAAGACCUGAAUUGUUAAUCAUUCCAUCUUUAUUUCAGGUGACUUUUUGCAUGUGUAAUGUUUAUAUGCAGGGAGAUUUUUUAUCCAUAUUUGUACAUAGGAUAUUUACUACAUGAGGUACUGAUAGCCUGUAAGUACGCAGAGUAACUGUAGACACAACCUGACAACAAUGAAUAAAAUAAUAACUGAUA